ACUCCAGAGUGGAUGAAAUCGAUCCCAAACCUGACAAUGGAUUGGAAGAUCUAGAUCCCAAAGUGGACGACAUUGACAAAUGGACCGACUGUAUCACUGGCGAUGGAUUGGAAGGAGCUAAGAGCCGUUUUGAUCAAGUAUAUAUCCUCAAGAGACAUUCUAUUUUUGAUGAAGCUAUUUUUGACGAAGCCAUACACUUCUUUGAAACUUUUCAGUAUUCAUCACCGUUUGAUGAACUGUACAAGGAGUCCGAAUGUACAGAUACCGGAACAGAUUGCCCAGGUACUGGACCUGACUAUUUUGAGGACACAUUAGCUAUUGACAUACCUUCCAAACGUCGAUGUAACACAAGUUGCAAGGUUUGUUUUGGUCAUGGUAUUUGGCCCUGCAAUGGGGAGCAACCAGACACUGGACCUCCACAAAGAAACAAGCAAGAGCACAAGACUUUGCCACUAGCUGAUACUAUGGUGUACAAGAACCCAAUCUCAGCAGUGAAGUCUCAUGAACGCAACUGGGAGCGACUACGUCAAUAUUUUGCGUGGUUACCUAAGCAUUCUUCUCACUGUACUACUACUGAUCUGGCUAGAUCUCCCAUGAACGCCCACCAUGAACACAAAUAUCGUCCUCUGUCUCCACUUCCAGAGCCAAUCAGUUGCUUGGUCGUCUUGGUAGGCAUCGCCAAGCAUGAUUGUCACGACAUGACCAACAUAUUUCUGUUUCUUGAAACAAACAACGUCUUGUUACCUUCUGACAUCUGCUCUGCUCUACCACCUAUCAGACUACACAAACGUCUUGUUCUACCUGAUGGGGAGGAGUUAGCGCUCCCUACAAUAACCAAAUCAAUUGAUCUAUCUGAUGGGGAGGAGUUGACACCCCCUCGAAAAAUCAAAUCUAGAGACCAUAAGUCCCUCAAGACCAUUGUUCAUUCUAGUGAUGCUGAAUCAGAGAUAGAGGACGUUCUUUUAGAAGAAAAGGACCUCAUUGGACGGACUUUCCUUCUCUCACCAGAUGAUGAAGGUUAUGAUCAACGUGCUAAGAUUGUUGAGCUUAAUUACAAGCACAAUUGCAACACGGACAUUCAGCCUGCACGCAUUCAACUAUGCUUGAACAUUGAUAAAGGCAAAUAUGUUAUGGCUUACCAUGAGAUCCACAAGUGGUCAGAAACUGACAAGGACAACCCCAUAGAUACAAAGCUGAAGCAAGUUGUAUGCCACCAUCACUACAUUCGACUUGAACAGCCUUCUUAUUACCUGGGUCUGACUUACAGUAUGACCAUUGGAUGGAAACAUGGGGAGAAUACCCCAGAACCACUGAACAUCACUGGAGCCAAUGAAUCAGUGACCUACGCUAUAUACUCAAGAAAUCAUAACCUACCAACCAGAAAAUCAAGGUUGUAA
Messenger RNA from Cylindrotheca closterium, 1397 nucleotides. The record is from the annotation of a GenBank genome assembly. NCBI's taxonomy places the organism in Eukaryota, Bacillariophyta, Bacillariophyceae, Bacillariales, Bacillariaceae.